AUGAAGCUAUUUGGACGCAAGUCAGCGGCCCCGGCGCGUAUGGGCCCCGUCGCAACAGCCGAUACGAUUCGUAAAUUGCGUGAACAGCUCGAGUCACUUGAGAAACGUGAACUUCAUAUUGUUAAGAAAAUUGCAUUGCAAUUACAAGAAGCCAAGCACAAAAGCGCAGCAAAAGACAAACGUGGGGCGAUUUUUGCAUUGAAACGGAAGAAAAUGUAUGAGGCUGAAGUGGAAAAACUGCAGGGGGCACGUAUGACGUUAGAGACACAAGUUAUGACACUUGAGAGUGCACAUGUGAACAUGGAAACGUUCACGGCGUUACGAUCUGGUGCUGAGCAAAUGAAGGCCAUUCACGGCCAGAUGAAUGUCGACAAGGUGGACAAUAUUAUGGACGAUAUUCAAGAAGAAAUGGCUACAGCAGAUGAAAUUGGACGUGCCAUCUCACAACCUCUUGGCUCACAGCUCUACGAUGAUGAUGAGCUUGAGGACGAGCUUCGUGAAAUGGAAGAGCUUGAGCUGGAAGAAAAGACACUGGAGCCUGUUGUAGCCACACCAAGAGACGCACCGGUGAAGGACAGAGCGCCAACGCUUCCAGUUGCUACUCCAACAGCUCCGUCAGCGUCUCCUGCACCGACGGCACAGUACAAUUUACCAGAUGUACCAACUCAUACUGUCGAGUCCAAAAUUAAUGUGGUGGGCGACGCGGACGAAGAUGAACUGGAAGCGUUGAGGAAGCUUGAAGCGUCCAUGGCGCUGUAG
Messenger RNA from Peronospora farinosa, 759 nucleotides. NCBI's taxonomy places the organism in Eukaryota, Oomycota, Peronosporomycetes, Peronosporales, Peronosporaceae. The record is from the annotation of a GenBank genome assembly.